Aspergillus vadensis CBS 113365 is the source of this 1408-nucleotide messenger RNA. RefSeq names its product integral membrane family protein. Lineage: Eukaryota; Fungi; Ascomycota; Eurotiomycetes; Eurotiales; Aspergillaceae. The transcript is spliced from 9 exons. Bases 146 to 1348 code for a protein of 400 amino acids. The record is from RefSeq and is a predicted model, not a curated record.
GGCCGCUAGCUCGUGUGGAAGGCUUUCGCAAGCUCUGAUCCUGCGAUCUGGGUGACCCGAUGCUAUAUCGCCCAUUUGCCCCCUCUGUUUUCCAAGGACACUCAUGAUCGUACCAUGACAAGCAUACCCCAGUUUGAGUGCAAUUAUGGCGGCAAAUUCUCAUCUGGGGGGCGCGGGCUUGCCUGACGUGAGCCAGGGACCCCAGAUCUUGGCAGCUACAUCGAUCACCACGGCUUUUGCAUUACUCACGGUCCUAGCCCGGAUGUAUGUCCGUGUGUUUUUCAUCCGGAAUGUCGGGCCCGAUGAUUAUAUCAUGGUGCUGACCAUGGCACUUUCACUCGGUGGAUUUGCUGUGAUAAUACCAGAGGUCAUAUAUGGUGCAGGGAGACAUACGGUCUAUGUGGAGGAUACGGCCUCCAUAGCGACGCACCUGAAUUUCGCCACUCAGGGUAUCUAUAUGUGGGCAAUCGGGCUCGUCAAGAUCUCCAUUGGGCUGUUUCUCCUGCGGUUUGCCCCGCGACGGAGCUACAAGAUAUUCAUCUGGGUAGUCAUGGUGGUCAUGCUACUCUAUACCAUAAUAUGCUUUCUUACACUCAUGUUUGAGUGUAAGGAUAUCCGAUCUAUCUGGGAUGAGAAUGUGAAAUCACAGUGUUUCACAUCCUCACAGCUCCUAAAAUUGAGCUACACAAAUACCGGUCUCAAUAUCCUGACAGACCUCAUAUUUGCCAUUCUACCGGCGAUAAUGCUACGACAUUUGCAGGUUAACCGACGUGUCAAGGCCUCGUUAGUCUGCAUAUUGGGACUGGGGAUAUUUGCCUGCGCCGCAGCAAUCGUUAAGCUCUCCGUCCUGCCCAACUAUGGUCGCACCGGCGACCUCCUAUGGGACUACUCCACCCUUACGAUUUGGGUCGUCGUCGAGUCCAACAUGGGCAUUAUAGCAGGCAGCCUACCCACACUUAAGCCCCUCUUCAAGCAAUUCCUGGGCAUAUAUGGAUCCCAAACGAAAACACGGCGCUACACAUACGGCAGUAAGAAGUACCGACUACAAUCGUUAUCCCCAUCCUACCCACAGCCAUCCAUCCGCAGCAGACCACUCAGCGUACUGGACCCGGACGACCUAGAAGAAGGCGAUCCCCGUGCUGCCCAGAGAAACUCCAAGUACGGAACAACAACGACCAAAUACCACUACCGCGAUGGUAGCCACACCAGCGAGGAAUAUAUCCUGACCCGUCAAGAAUCAGCGGGAAUCGUGCUCACGACAGAGGUGGUGGUCACACAUACUACAGCGGAAGAGGUAGUACGAAACAACCGAGGCAAAAGAACACAGUCACCGAAUGAGGAGGUAUAAUAUUACAGUCACUUCUAUCACCUACUUAAAUACCAUACUAUCAAGCCAUAUUUACAUAGA